This is a messenger RNA of Camelina sativa (false flax), 710 nucleotides long. Lineage: Eukaryota; Viridiplantae; Streptophyta; Magnoliopsida; Brassicales; Brassicaceae. The record is from RefSeq and is a predicted model, not a curated record.
CAACAUAGUGCUCUUUCAACUUCUCACCAACACAAAACUCAAAACUUCAUAAAAAGCUGUUUUCUUUCAUUGCUGCUUAAUUCUCUUGUUUCAAACAACAGUCCAUCAUAUUCAUGGCUUUGAUCCAAAGUAACGUCUUCUUUACUUAUUUGCUGAUUCUUGCCGCACUUUGUGGAGUUUCCAUUGGAGCAACGGUUCACAAAGUCGGUGACUCCACGGGGUGGACGAUUAUGAGCGUCAAUUACGAUGCAUGGGCAUCUUCAAGAACUUUCCAAGUUGGAGACUCUUUGGUGUUCAACUACAACAAAGAGUUCCACGAUGUCACUGAAGUCACUCACAAUGAUUUCAAGCUGUGCGAAUCUACUAAACCGAUAACGAGAUACCAGACCGGCUCUGAUACCAUCAUUCUAACCAAACCGGGACUCCAACACUUCAUAUGCGGAUCUCCUAGUCACUGCGACUUGGGACAAAAGCUUCAAAUCCAUGUCUUACCGGCCUCAUUAGGACCCGUCGCUGUUCCUGUUCCUGGACCGGUCCGAUCACCAAGCUCUUCUUCGUCACCUUCACCGUUAGCUGAUUCACCGGUUAACAGUGCUCCACAUCAGUCUCAGAUGGGACCGUCACCAGCUCCACUUAGCGCAGCUUCAAAGUCUAGUCUUUGGAUUGGACUCUGCGUCCUUCCUGUACUUUCUCGUUUCAUAUUAGUUUGA